AUGCUCACCGCACGCCGUCCUCCGGCCGACCUGAGCGAUGACCCGCUCACGCUGGCAUUGCGCCCGCCAGAGACGGAGACAGAGGGCGAACGCAGGAUCAGGCUCCAGAAAGAGGCCGAGGCCAAGCGUGUAUCCGAGCAGAUUGACGAACAGCUACGUCAGGAUAAGAGGCAAUGGGACAAGCAACGCCAGGAUAUUCGACUUCUAUUGCUCGGUCAAGCCGAGUCGGGCAAGAGCACGCUCCAGAAACAGUUCCAGCUCAUGUACAACCCGGAAUCGCUCGAGGCAGAGCGUGCAUCCUGGCGCAGCGUGGUCUAUUUCAACAUUGCACGCUCCGUGAAACUUAUUUUGGAGGUGUUGGAGCUUUACGGCGACACGGCGGAGGACGACUCUCCCGAAAUGUCAGACUCGAGCUCAGACGCCGUCGGCGCUCGCGGCCGCUACAGGUCUACAUCACGACGACCAGCUGGCUCUAGCAUCGGAAUGUCCGGCUCCUCGGCCUCAUCCUCCAAGGCCGCGCUUGUUCUGGAGAACCAACGGCACAUCGCUAUGCUCAGGAUGAAACUCGCCCCAUUAAUUGCCGCCGAGGCACUGCUAGCGGACAAGCUCAGCGGUGGGAUGCGCUCUGCGAAUCCCAACCAGUCCAAGGUGUUCGCACGACGUGGCUGGCAAUCCCUCGCCUCUUUCUCUCUCACGUCUGGGAUUGGACAUCGCUCCACGCGAAGCGCGGACGGCAUCGAGCUGUCACACGGAGGAUUGUUGGCUGUGGUGCAGGAGGUAGCGGGAGUGCUGGAUGCGUGCAAGUCGGACGUAUUCUCCCUCUGGCGCAACGAGACGACGCAGAAAAUGAUCAAGCGCCGGAGGUUACGGUUGGAGGACUCCGCUGGAUACUUCCUAAACGACGUGAUGCGUAUCGCUCAACCAGAUUAUGUUCCUGUCAUUGACGACAUCCUACACGCACGGAUACAGACGAUGGGCGUUGCGGAACACCAGUUUGAGGUACCUCUACACGGCAAAAGUGUGACAUGGCAUCUGUACGACGUCGGUGGUGCACGAGGACAACGGCACACCUGGAUACCUUACUUCGACGACGCUAACGCGAUCAUCUUCGUGGCGCCCGUGAGCGCGUUCGACCAGUACCUUGAAGAAGACCCGCGGACGAACCGGAUCGAUGAUUCACUACAGCUCUUCACGGCAAUAUGCUCCAACAGGCUACUCAAGGGCGUGCAUCUCGUACUCUUCCUCAACAAGGUCGACAUCCUGCAGCAGAAGAUCAGCGCCGGCGUACAAGUGAAGAAAUAUAUCACAUCCUUCGGCGACCGGUCCAACGACUACGAGACCGUAGUGGGGUACUUCCGCGCGCACUUCAACCAAGUGCAUAGGAAGAACAACGAGAAGAAUCGGGUGCUUUACUCGCACUUUACGAGCGUCGUGGAUACCAAAACCACCCGCAGCAUCAUUGCCAACGUCCGCGACUCGAUCUUCCGCGAUUACCUCAAGUCCGCGGCGCUUGUAUGA
Messenger RNA from Peniophora sp. CBMAI 1063, 1518 nucleotides. The record is from the annotation of a GenBank genome assembly. NCBI's taxonomy places the organism in Eukaryota, Fungi, Basidiomycota, Agaricomycetes, Russulales, Peniophoraceae.